AUGACCUGCUUACAAUUGCCAGCCUUCUGUGACCUCUCCCCUCCUUCCACCCUCUCCCCUCCUUCCACCCUCUCCCUUCCUUCCACCCUUUCCCCUCCUUCCACCCUUUCCCCUCCUUCCCUACCCUCCUUCCACCCUUUCCCCUCCUUCCACCCUUUCCCCUCCUUCCACCCUCUCCUCCUUCCACCCCUUCCCCUCCUUCCACCCUCUCCUCCUUCCACCCUUUCCCCUCCUUCCACCCUUUCCCCUCCUUCCACCCUCUCCUCCUUCAACCCUUUCCCCUCGUUCCGCCCUCCCCCUCCUUUGCUCUCCCCUCCCGCCUUUCCGAUGCAGGUUUCCUUACGUCGAGGACCGUGGGACUUGUGUUUCCACCAGCGGUACUCUGUGGCACGUCUCUCAGCGUAA
Molecule: messenger RNA, 405 nt
Organism: Closterium sp. Naga37s-1
Lineage: Eukaryota; Viridiplantae; Streptophyta; Zygnematophyceae; Desmidiales; Closteriaceae
Source: the annotation of a GenBank genome assembly